AUGAAGUAUUGUGAUUAUUGUGGUUCGUUUGAGAAUGAUUGUAUAUGCGGUCACAACUCGAUCCGUUCCGACUGGUCCUGGGUUUCCGAUGACGAUGAUACCAACAUACUAUUCUUCUGUUUCGUGCACUUGUGUUUUUCCGAUGACACAACAUCAUUAAUUGCGCUUAGAAACUCGCUUCUCGAAAGAAAAGACGUUGUUUCCACCUGGUUUGGUUCAACGAUGCGUCCAUGUAACUGGACUGGCAUAAGGAAAUUACCACCGACGAUCGGUCAGCUCAAGGACCUGACUGAACUCUCCGUUUAUUCAAAUUCAUUUUCGGGCAGUCUUCCAUAUCAGAUUGGGAACCUAGAGAAGCUACAGUCUCUUGAUCUCGGUCUCAAUUUAUUCUCUGGAUCUCUUCCUUCAGAAAUUGGGAAUUUGAAGAUGCUUUUGGUUCUUGAUCUCUCUACUAACUCCUUCACGGGCUGUAUACCGGAAACCAUUGGUGCUCUUACAAAUGUCCAAGUUUUCAACCUCCAGAAUUGCAAGUUUACCGGAAACAUCCCUGCUGAGAUUACAAAAAUGACUAGCUUAACCGCAUUGAACAUAGCACAUAACUCUUUCGACGGUGGAUUGCCUUCUAGCUUUGGUGAGCUGGCAAACCUUGCGUACUUUUUUGCCCAAAGUGUAGGACUAAGCGGGCUAAUCCCGCCAUCAAUGGGAAACUGCAAGAAGUUGAGGAUACUAAAUCUUUCCUUCAACAAAUUAUCCGGCCCGUUACCUGAUAGUCUUGCUAAUCUUGAAUCAAUAAACUCGCUUCUUCUUACUUCAAACAGCCUGUCUGGCCGGUUGCCAGAGUGGUUUUCCAACUGGAAAUGUGUAGUAUCCAUAUCGUUGUCAGAUAACCUCUUUACCGGACCUCUGCUACCGCUCAACAUCCCAUCCCUGAUGAUACUUGAACUCGAAUCCAACAAGCUUUCUGGUGAAUUGCCUGCUGGAAUUUGUGAAAACAAUGCAUUAGGGAUGUUAUCUUUAUCUAAAAAUGAGCUCAAUGGCACCUUAGGCAGCAAUUUCAAGAAUUGUUCUAUUCUUACGGAUCUGGGGUUAUCCGGAAACAACUUCUAUGGUGAAAUACCUGCUUACUUAGGAGAACUUCCAUUGGUAACAUUGGAGUUAUCGAAAAAUCGAUUUUCCGGAACAAUUCCAACCGAGCUAUGGGAGUCUAAAACCCUGAUGGAGAUCUUUCUCGGUGAUAACUUGCUUCAAGGUCAUAUUCCGGAUGCAAUUGCAAAGGCUUCGACACUUCAAAGGCUGAUGUUGGAUAAUAAUCUCUUUGAAGGACCUAUUCCAACCUCAAUUGGCCAACUCAAAAAUUUGACCAAUUUGUCACUUCAUGGUAACAAGUUGACUGGUAAUAUCCCAUUGGAGCUUUUCAGCUGCUUAAAACUGGUCUCUUUGGAUCUUGGUUCCAACAAACUUAUAGGUCAUAUACCAAAGUUGAUAUCUCAAAUGGAAUUGCUUGUUAUGUCCAACAACCAACUCUCGGGUCCUAUACCAAAUGAGAUCUGUUCGUGUUUUCAGAAAGUUGCGCUACCCGAUUCUGAAUUUACCCAGCACUAUGGUAUGUUUGAUCUUUCCAACAACAGGCUUUCCGGGCCCAUUCCAACUUCAAUCAAGAACUGUGUCAUUGUGACAAAGCUUAUACUAUCAAGGAACCAACUUGAUGGGCCUAUUCCUUAUGAAAUAUCUGGAUUAUCCAACUUAACUUCACUUGAUCUGUCAUUUAAUCGUCUUACCGGCCCGAUUCUUCCUCAGUUCUUCUCCAUGAGAAAUCUUCAGGGCUUGAUAGUUUCACAUAACCAGAUAAAUGGCUCGAUCCCGUAUAAUUUUGGAUCAAUGAUGCCAAGUUUAGUUAAACUAGACUUGUCAAACAACUGUUUCACUGGCUCUUUGCCUUCAUCUAUGUUUAGUAUCAAUAAUCUAGAAUACCUGGAUGUUAGCAUGAACCAUUUUUCUGGUCAACUCUUGUUUGACCAUGGCAACAGCACCUCUCUAUUUUCCUUAAAUGCCAGCAAUAACCAUUUUUCUGGUGCUCUUGAUCCCUCUAUAUCCAAUCUGAUAGCCCUAACCAUUUUAGAUAUUCACAACAACAUCAUCAAUGGUAGUGUGCCUUCUCUUGCCGACCUUGUUGCUUUGACUUAUCUUGACCUUUCAAGAAACAAUUUUCAGAAUUCUUUCCCAUGCAGCAUUUGUGAAAUAAAAGGGUUAUCAUUUGUCAGUUUCUAUGGCAACAAAUUCAUUGGCCCGGUCCCUGAUUCUUGCAGUAAACCAAACUCAUGCAGCCCCCGUCUUCCAUUUCCUUCCGAACACACCUACAAGUCAGCACACAACUUAACUCAUGCUUCUGUCUGGGGGAUAUCACUUGGCGCCACAUUCGUUUUCAUGGUCUUGUGCAUCGCGCUUAUGAGACGAAAAAUGUUCAAACCAGAAGCUGCAGUUCUUGAGAGGGGAAAAGGGAAGAUUCCACCGAUCGAUACAAAUUUAAAAUGGGGGCACUUGACAAAGUAG
Helianthus annuus (common sunflower) is the source of this 2550-nucleotide messenger RNA. Its product is annotated as leucine-rich repeat receptor protein kinase MSP1. Gene Ontology annotation, molecular function: protein binding. The transcript is spliced from 2 exons. Lineage: Eukaryota; Viridiplantae; Streptophyta; Magnoliopsida; Asterales; Asteraceae. Bases 1 to 2550 code for a protein of 849 amino acids. The record is from RefSeq and is a predicted model, not a curated record.